UUAAAAAUGGCGGUCAUGGAAGGUCAGUUAUGUAAGUGGACAAAUGUAAUGAAAGGUUGGCAAUAUCGAUGGCUCGUAUUAGAUGAUAAUGCUGGAUUAUUGUCAUAUUAUACGUCAAAGGAGAAAAUGAUGCGAGGUGCUAGGAGAGGAUGUGUAAGACUCAAGGGAGCCGUUAUUGGAAUUGACGAUGAAGAUGAUAGCACCUUCACCAUCACUGUGGAUGGAAAAAUAUUUCACUUCCAAGCUGAAAAUGCUGAUGAUCGAGAAAAGUGGGUUUCAGCAUUAGAAGAAACUAUUGUGAGACACACUCCAAACCGAGGAAGUUAUUACAAGAACUGGGAGAGGAGCGUCUUAGCUUCAACAAUCCAAGAUUUUGAGUCCAAACUUACUGAGUCAGAUGCAUAUUUACAACUGAUGAUAGAGCAAGUCAAGAACGUUGAACACAAAAUGGAAGCAACUGAUGGAAAAGAAAAAACUCUCUUAUCAUUAGUGAGAGAUAAGGCGAAUUGUGUGGUGGAAAGUGUGAAACACUCCAUUAUUCUCCUCCAGAUUGCUAAGAAUACCUCGCAUCCAGUGAAUGGAGUGUACCAAACUUUUAAACCUACUGAAGUUUCUCCCCAGCCUUCAGUAAGUUCAAGAGAGGUAAGUGCAGAAAAUGAUCCUACGAAACUACCAAUCGUUAAAGUAGAGGAGGCGGCAGAAUGCAAGGAAGAGGGUGAAUCAAAAGAUAUUAAUUCCAUUACUUCACAAUCACCAAGUCCUAGUAUGCAGGUGACAACACCUCUUCCUCAAAUAUCUGUGUCCAGUAGUAGCCAGUCUGUUGUUUCAAGGUCAGAUGUUCCUGAGCUGGAAUCACUGGUUGCCCCUCUGUCUACAGCUGAAGCUGUUUCUCAGUUAAACCAGUUGUUCCCAGAAACUUCUUACUCCAGUAGUGAAGAUGACGAUUUCUUCGAUGCUGCCGAAGAUACCGUGUCCUCCCUUCAGAGUCCCAAUGGGCAUCGCACAUUUGUUGAUGCCAUGGAAUCAUUAGAGGUGGUUCCAGUUCGAACCGUAGAACCAGAACCACUGGUUGACACAGGAAAUAUUAACAAUGAUGCCCUUUACGAAGAUGAUGAUGAAGAAGAUUUGGGGUCCCUAGAAGGCCAAGGCAGUGUGAUCAGCCACUUACUAUCACAGGUGAAGAUAGGCAUGGACCUGACCAAGGUGGUCUUACCAACGUUUAUUCUAGAAAGACGGUCUCUUCUAGAAAUGUAUGCUGACUUCUUUGCUCACCCGGAUAUCUUUGUAAGCAUUCCAGACUUUGAAGAUCCAAAGGACCGAAUGGUUCAGGUACUCAGGUGGUACCUCUCUGCGUUUCAUGCUGGUAGAAAGUCAGCUGUUGCCAAGAAACCAUAUAAUCCUAUCCUUGGGGAAAUAUUUCGGUGUUAUUGGGAGGUUCCAGGUUUCCAUAAUUCGCAGGAAUAUGUAGUUGAUGGUCCUAUUCCCUGGGCAACUAAGCAAAACCUCACCUUCAUUGCCGAGCAAGUCUCUCAUCAUCCGCCCAUAUCAGCUUUUUAUGCAGAACACUAUGAGAAAGGGAUUUCCUGUUGUGCUCACAUCUGGACAAAAUCAAAAUUUCUGGGGCUCUCGAUAGGUGUACAUAAUAUUGGUCAGGGUUGUAUCUCCUUACUAAAGUAUAACGAGGAAUAUAUUGUUACAUUUCCUAAUGGCUACGGCAGGUCGAUACUGACUGUACCGUGGAUUGAACUAGGUAGUCACGUUAGCAUCACGUGUGCCCAGACUGGUUACUCCGCUACGGUAGAAUUCUUGACCAAGCCUUUCUACGGCGGAAAGAAACACCGUAUCACAGCUGAAGUCUUCCAACCUAAUGACAGGAAACCGUUCAUAAGUGUUGCAGGAGAGUGGAAUGGAAUAAUGCAUGCAAAAUGGGCUAGUGGAGAAACAGAAGUAUUUGUUGAUACAAGAAAGGUUCCCAUCAUACGAAAGAGAGUUAAGAACAUAGAUGAACAAGAACCCCAUGAAUCAAGAAGGUUGUGGGUUGAUGUCACCCGAGGUUUAAAGUUUCAUCAUGUUAAUGCAGCAACAGAAGCAAAGUUUGCUUUGGAGCAGCAACAACGGGAUGAGGCUAGGGCAAGAAAGGAGACGGGUAGCAAAUGGGAAACUAGAUUUUUCCAUGAGGUGGGAGAACACUGGGUAUAUGACCAUCCUCUUCAGAAAAGAACACAAGUAAACUGUACAUAAUAUCAAAUAUCUUCAUUCCUAGUCUGUAGAAAACUCGUUAAAGGGCUCUGGGUUCCAGAUUAAGUUCUCAAGCAACCUACCACUGGUUACAGAAGACAGUGGUUAUUUGGCUCAAGAAAAGGUUUAUGACUGUUGAUUAGUCCAUCCUUUGGUCUCUCUUUGCUGGGUUACAUCAGGGUUUAUGUGAUGGUUUGGGUAGAAAUUGUGAUGCAAGACAAUGAAGUGAACUAAAGUUUAUGGUCAUUAUUAAUGUUAUUUCUGUACUUUAAUUAGUUAAUUUUUUUUUUUUUUGUUCCUUGUAGGCUAGAUGUAACUUUUGUCCAGCCCACAAAAUCUUAUAGAUGUUUAAAAUAUGUGUAUAUAUGUAUUAAUUGUUUAAUAUAAGAGUGCUUUUGUCAUUUACAUACAGUGAUAAGUGAAUAGAGACAGUUUUAAGGUCUCUGACACUUUUUCUUUGGGUGUGUGAUGUCAAGACUGUUGCUUUAAAGUCUAUAUAAAGUUCUGUUAAAAUUUACAGUUCAUCAUUCCAAGCGUUAUCAAAGUAAAGAAGGCUUAAACAUUAGCCAAGACUUUUUUUGUGAGUGGUUUUUUUCAUUUUGAUUUCUUCCAUACCUGAAUGAUUUAAGAAAAAUUUCUUAUGUAAGAAAAGACUGAAAAUUCACUGCCAAUUACUUGGUUAGUUAGCUGUUGUUUUUAUAUUAGUUACGUUUACUUCCAUUCAGUUACAUUCCUUAUUAUGGUUUAUUAUUUAAUUCUUGCAUUACUUUAUCUUAAAGAAAUUAGAAUGACAUAACAUAAAUGUAUUGGAUGCUAAUUCUUUCAGAACUCUGGAAGUUUCUGUUUUCUCUCUCUCUCUCUCUUUCUUUCUUUUUGCUGAACUGAAGAUGAUGAGGAAAAUUAAUGUUUUUUGUGUUAAUUCAUACAAUUGAAGCACUGGUUUAACAACUAUUGUUAUUAAUUAUCUAAUGUGGAAUUUAUAGAUUUCAAAAUAAUAUUUUAUUUUUCCAUGUGCAAAUAAAGCUGUUUCAAUAAAACAAAUAUAGAUCUAUUAAAACUGGACCCAAAAUCUGAAAAAUAUCAGUUGCUCCAUUUCGUCAUACAUAAUACGCUCAGUGUUAUAAAGUUUUAGUUUGGAGACUUUCCAACACAAAUAUGAUUUAUCACUAAAAUUUUCAAAGGCUCCACCUGAUAACUAAAAUCUAGUGAUGACUAUGUUAACUAAACCUUUGAAACCUGGAUUGUAUUCUGUGAUAAAAAUAUUCUGAUAUCUUUGAUAAAUCUUCUGUGUUCUAAUGUGGUUGACCAGAUGAUCUGGUGAUUGACCAAAGGCUUCUCUUGCAGUUAAAUAAUUGAGUAGGACUGUUUACAGUUCUUAAGUGCAAUUUUAAAUAAAUUAAUUCAAGAUAAAAUUAUUUUGAUGAAACUUCAGAAUCGGUUGAAAGUUACACCAGCUAAUGCGUACAAAAGACUCGGUGAGUUGUGUAGAUGACUCAUCUAAACUAUGAAGGGCAGUUAGUAAAGAUUGUAUGGCCUUGUUGGAAAAGAGUAAGUGUAGUAUAACAUUCCACGAGAAUGGAUGUGUUACUGCCUUGUAACUUUGACUUCCAGUUGUACUGUUGAGGACUUCAAAGCUAAGAAAGAGUAUUAAUUUACAAAUACUUCGUGUAAACACCAGAUGAUCUCAUUGACCUUGUGUCUAACUAGUGAAUUAAUUGGUAAUUUCAUUUACAAAUCUGAAUGAACCCCAAGAAUUGAUUGGUCGAUUUAGAGCUAAUAAUAAAAAAUAAAAAACUCGAGGGACAGUUGAUUCAGUUUCAUAGAUGUAUUUGUUAUUAGUUGAACUGUAUGAUUGUGAUGAUUUUCUAGUGUUUCAAUCUUUUAGUAUUUAAAAAUUUUUUAAUAUUGUCUUUAAAAAAAACAAGCAUGAUUCUUAAGCUACCUGUAAGAAAUGGAAUAGGACUUCAAGUAUUGUCUUUUAGAAUUGGAACAUUGUGUUGUUUAAUUACCCAAAUAUGCACAAAAAACAAUGAUGUUGAAAUUUCUCAUUGCAUAUUUGCUGUGUCUGACCAAAAAAAAA
Limulus polyphemus (Atlantic horseshoe crab) is the source of this 4318-nucleotide messenger RNA. Its product is annotated as oxysterol-binding protein-related protein 9-like. Bases 7 to 2241 code for a protein of 744 amino acids. The record is from RefSeq and is a predicted model, not a curated record. Gene Ontology annotation, cellular component: membrane; cytosol; intracellular membrane-bounded organelle. Lineage: Eukaryota; Metazoa; Arthropoda; Merostomata; Xiphosura; Limulidae. Gene Ontology annotation, molecular function: sterol binding. The transcript is spliced from 21 exons.